Molecule: messenger RNA, 833 nt
Organism: Melozone crissalis (California towhee)
Lineage: Eukaryota; Metazoa; Chordata; Aves; Passeriformes; Passerellidae
Product: histone H1.8
Exons: 5
Coding region: 33-833 (266 amino acids)
Biological process (GO): chromosome condensation; nucleosome assembly; negative regulation of DNA recombination
Cellular component (GO): nucleosome; nucleus
Molecular function (GO): nucleosomal DNA binding; double-stranded DNA binding
Source: RefSeq, a predicted model, not a curated record
GUGAAUGUCUCAGGACUGCACUUCAGUCCCAAAUGGUCCCUGUUCCAGCAGCCAAGACCGCUGGCAUCUCCCUGCGCUGCCAGGCCUCGCACCCUCCAACCCUGCAGAUGGUCAAGGAGGCACUGCGGGCUCACGACGAGAAGAAGGGUGCCUCUGUCGUUGCCAUCAAGCGUUUUAUCCUGGCCAAGUACCCCACUGUGGACCCCAUCCGCCUCAAGUACCUGCUGAAGCGGGCGCUGAGCAAGGGGCUGAGCUGUGGGGACCUGGUGCGGCCCCACAACUCCUCUGCUGUGGGGGCCACUGGCACCUUCAAGCUAGCACGCAAGAAACCAGGGCACAAGCAGCAGCUGGGCCAGGCAGAUCCUGACAGAGGCCAGGCCCCAAAGCCAGGACAGAAAGGGAGCACCAAGGACCCCCAGGCCCCCGUGGCAGGAGCACGACCACGAGGUGUCACCAAGCAGCAGCCCAAGGUGAAGCCCGAGAAGGCCCAGCCACGAGCAGCAGAGAAGCCCAGGAGCAAUAGAACAAAGCAUCCCCAAAGUGCUGACCGGCCCCAGGCCCCCGGAAAAGGACGCUCAGGACCCAGCACAGCUCGGGCUGCUCAGAACGCAGGGGAGAGCGACAGCGACAGCUCUUCUAGUGCUGGGGCAGAGGCAAAGGCCCCCAGGGGAAAGGGCAAGGGGAAGGUGCCCAAGGGGGCACAGCAGGAGGGCGCCAAGGCACAGGGAGGUCACAACAAGGUGAAGAAACCCCGGGCGACUGCAGGAGCUGGGCAGGGGAAGGCCAGGGUGAAGAAGGCAGCCCCCGUGGCAGCAGACAGAAAGGCUCCUUAG